ACGUUGUCAUUCAUUAACGUGCUUUGUGACCGGAUAUUAACAAGAUGUACAUUUUCCUUAUUCCGGCAACUUUGAUUGCACUCUUGUACCUUUACUUUACGAGAAAUUUCAACUUCUGGAAAAAUAAAAAUGUUCCUGGCCCUAAGCCGGUACCGUUCUUCGGUAAUAUCAUGGAAUCUGUUAUUAGACGGAAACAUUUGAUUUUGGUUUACAAAGAUAUUUAUGAGAAAUAUCCUGACGAGAAGGUGGUUGGUAUGUACAGAAUGACCACACCGUGUCUCAUGCUGAAAGACUUGGAUAUUAUAAAGGACGUGCUUGUCAAAGAUUUCGACAUGUUUGUUGACAGAGGAGUCGAAUUCAGUGAAGAGGGUCUCGGUGCAAACAUCUUCCACGCAGACGGUGAUAGGUGGAGAAUUCUCAGACAUCGAUUCACUCCUCUCUUCACGUCAGGGAAACUGAAGAACAUGUUGCAUUUGAUUACCAACCGCGGUGAAAAGUUUAUUAAGCACGUGGAGAAGAUUACCGAAGUCCAAACAGAGCAGCCCAUAAAUUCUCUUCUUGAAAAGUUUACUAUGGCUUCUAUCGCAGCUUGUGUUUUCGGAAUUGAUUUAGAUGAAGAUAUGUUCCAUACGUUGGAAAAGAUUAACAAAAUCUUUUCCACUGCGAGGUACGGAAUUGAAUUAGAUAUGAUGUAUCCUGGAAUCUUGAAAAGGUUUGGCGGUUCACUAUUCUCAAGUGUUUUAAGCAAAUUCUUCCUAAAUCUUAUAAAAAGUGUCAUCGAACAAAGAAAUGGAAUGCCGACGAAUAGGAAAGACUUCAUAGAUUUAAUUUUGGAAUUAAGACAACAGAAAGUAAUCGAAUCUGCGCGAAGAAAUGAAAACGAAGAUGUUAAAACACUUGAACUGACUGACAAUAUUAUCGCUGCUCAGGCUUUUACAUUUUACGGAGCUGGCUACGAAAGUAGCGCGUUGACUUUAACGCAUAUGUUCUACGAAUUGGCAAAGAAUCCAGAUAUACAAGACAAACUUAUUAAGGAAAUCGACGAGGUUCUUGAACGUUACAACGGUGAAUUAACUUAUGACGCUCUGCAUGAGAUGACGUAUCUUAGUCAAGUAUUUGACGAAACUUUAAGAAAGUAUCCAGUUGCGGAUCUUUUGCAUCGCAACGCUCAAAGUGACUACACACUGGCUGGAACUAAUAUCACUCUACACAAAGCAGAUACUGUUAUCAUCUCCGCUUAUGGAAUUCAUCGAGAUCCAAAACACUACCCAAACCCUUUGAAAUUUGAUCCAGAACGAUUUACUCCUGAAAAUGUAGGAAAAAGGCAUGCAUGUGCUUAUUUACCAUUUGGAACUGGUCCUAGAAAUUGUAUAGGUAUGCGGUUCGCUAAAUGGCAGUCUCAAGUGUGUAGUGUGAUGUUUUUCUCAAAAUUCCGCGUCGACCUUUCAAAGAAUACGCCUUUGGAGUUGGAAUACGAUCCUAAUUUCAUAUUCACUGUCCCCAGUGGAGGUGUACCUUUAAACAUUGUACGGAGAUAAACCUGUGGGUUUCGAGAGUAUGCAUUCUUGCUAAAAACAUGCUAGUCCAUAUGAUACUCAAAAAUACUUAGUAAUUAUGGAAACAAUUUAAUGCUUUUAAUGUUCUAGUUUUAAUGUUGAAAAAAAAAACGUUUGUAACAUUUGAAUAAUACAAAAAAAAUUCUAGCCCCCUCUACUAAUAAGAAAAGGAUUGGAAGAAGAAGGGUAUACGAUGGUAUUUGGGUUGGAUAAGAAAAGUCUUUUCUAGAAGAAAGGACAUUUUAGAUAUUUUACAUAUUUUUUCACAGCCUGUUUUAUGAUGAUGGUUCCAGAUAUAUAUUGAGUACGUGGUCGUGGCUAGUGGGAGACUGGGGGCAGCUGCCCAUGUAGUGAAUCAAAAAAUGUGAAAUGACAAUUACGUGUAAAACCAUGUUAAUAGUAGCAGCCCUAGACCAAUCCUAGAUUCACUAGCAACGCCCAUGUAGUGGUCACAUCAAUAGUUGUAAUAAUUUGUAAAUACUAAUAAAAAAUUGAAAAUAAA
Papilio polytes (common Mormon) is the source of this 2058-nucleotide messenger RNA. Its product is annotated as cytochrome P450 6B5-like. Lineage: Eukaryota; Metazoa; Arthropoda; Insecta; Lepidoptera; Papilionidae. Bases 45 to 1538 code for a protein of 497 amino acids. The transcript has 2 exons. Gene Ontology annotation, molecular function: iron ion binding; oxidoreductase activity, acting on paired donors, with incorporation or reduction of molecular oxygen; heme binding. The record is from RefSeq and is a predicted model, not a curated record.